AUGCCUAUCACUCCUGUCGCAGUCGCGGUGGUGUUAGGUCUAUUGACACUGCUUUACAUUGUCACGGGAAAAAAGAAGGGAGAAAAUAGACCCCUCCUCAAGCUUCCCCUCAUCGGCGACAUCCAUAGCUCCUCCAUUGAGAAACCCCUUUUAAACUGGGACUCAUGGACGAAGGAAAAUGGCCCCAUUGCAGUGCCGAAGCUCUUUGGGGUCAUACCGAUUGUGGUGUUGAAUUCAUAUGAGGCUGUGACUGAGUUGUUCAGUCGCCGCAGCCAAUGGUACAGCAACCGCCCGCCAUCUGUCAGCAUGGAGAUGAUCACACGGGCUGAGCCUGGAAAGUCGAAGUUUACUCUGAUGCACGACUAUGACGAUCAUCUCAAGUUCCACCACCGCAUCCUGGCGCCUAGUCUCGGCGCUCUUGCCGCCCCACAGUACCACCCCUUAAUGGAGCUUGAGUCCAAACAACUACUAUUUGACCUCACAAAUGCUGCACGGCAGUUCCCUCAAGGAAUCAGCACAGAAACCAUCUAUCCACUGCUUGAGCGCACCCAGUCGAGUGUAAUACUUGCUCUGCAUUAUGGCUUGCGCAUCCCAAGCUUUGAAGAGCCUAUCUUGCAUGAGAUCAUUGAAAUCCAGACUCAAGUGGACCUCUAUAUGCGCCUCUUCCGGCACGGGAGGGACUCAACAGGCUGGAACUCCACCAAGCAAGCCAUCGCUACGGCGAAGAAGUACUCUGAAGACGGCGUUCCGGAUCUCGACCUCGCUUUUACUCUCGCGACAUCCAUCCAGGAAGGUAUGGAGACUUCACCGCGCCAGCUACUGUGGUUGUUCAUUGCAGGGCUGCACGAGCCGUCCUUUAUGGCGCGGGCGCACGCCUUGCUCGACCAGGUUGUCGGGCGCGACCGCCUCCCCCAGUUUUCGGACCGCCCGGGGCUAGCUUACAUCGACGCUAUCAUGCAUGAACUUUUCCGUUGGCGGCCUAUUUCACCGGGAUCCAUUCCCCGCAGGGCGGACCGGGACGACGAGUUCAACGGUGUCAAGAUCAAAAAGGGCGUCACUCUCAUGGCCAAUGCGUGGGCCAUUGGUCGAGAUGAGAAGGUCUUUGACCCUGCCCUGGGACACACUCAGGACUUCGUGCCUGAACGGUGGCUCCGGCGGGAUGCUGACGGGGAGGAAAGGCUGCGAACGGAUCUUCCGUUGCCGGUCUUUGGGCAGGGCCGCCGAAUCUGUCAAGGAAAGAAAGUCGCUACGGAUGGAUCUUUCAUGCAUGUUGCUUGUCUGCUGUGGGCGUUUGAUAUUGAGCCCGCUGAUGGGGAAGAGGUGGAUCCAUGGGCGAUGGUUGUGGCAGGAUUCAUGACAAUGCCGAGGGAGAUUAAAUUUAAACUUCGGCCUAGGGGUGACUGGGUGCUGGAUGUCAUUAACAAAGAGUGGGAGACAGCGGAGAAAAGUCUCGGAAAGGUUAUGGGAACUGGUGUUGAUGUUGAAGACAAAUGA
This is a messenger RNA of Penicillium expansum, 1494 nucleotides long. RefSeq names its product Cytochrome P450. NCBI's taxonomy places the organism in Eukaryota, Fungi, Ascomycota, Eurotiomycetes, Eurotiales, Aspergillaceae. The record is from RefSeq and is a predicted model, not a curated record. The coding region runs from base 1 to 1494 and encodes 497 amino acids. The transcript has 2 exons. Gene Ontology annotation, molecular function: iron ion binding; monooxygenase activity; oxidoreductase activity, acting on paired donors, with incorporation or reduction of molecular oxygen.